This is a messenger RNA of Elgaria multicarinata webbii, 1607 nucleotides long. RefSeq names its product adaptor related protein complex 4 subunit mu 1 (gene AP4M1). Gene Ontology annotation, cellular component: cytoplasmic vesicle; trans-Golgi network; clathrin adaptor complex. Bases 52 to 1461 code for a protein of 469 amino acids. Gene Ontology annotation, biological process: Golgi to lysosome transport; protein targeting; intracellular protein transport. The transcript is spliced from 15 exons. Lineage: Eukaryota; Metazoa; Chordata; Lepidosauria; Squamata; Anguidae. The record is from RefSeq and is a predicted model, not a curated record.
GCGGCGCUGCGGCUGAAGCCCCGCCUUCCCGAGCCAAGAGCGCUCCGGGGCAUGGGCAGACCUCUGCAGGCCGGAUCCCCGCAGCCGCAGCCAGUCGUGAGGGAGCCGCCCCAGGCCGCGAUGCUGCCGCAGGUCUUCGUGCUCUCGUCCAAGGGCGACCGGCUCCUCUACAAGGACUUCCGUGGCGAGGGGGGCCUGGACCUGGUGGACACCUUCUACCGCAAGAUCACGGCGCUGCCGGCGGACCAGGCGCCCGUCUUCAUGCAGGCAGAUCAAGGGCUCCACUUCGUCCACGUGCGGCACGCCGGGCUCUACUUCGUGGCCACCGUCCUGCCUGGCACCUCCCCGUUCGCUGCAGUGGAGUUUCUCAACAGGUUGGUGACGCUGAUGCGUGAUUAUUGUGGCUCCUUGAACGAGAAGACAGUCAGCUUGAACUUUGCUCUCAUCUAUGAAGUGUUGGAUGAGCUGCUGGAUUAUGGCUACAUCCAGACAACAACACCUGAUGUGCUGAAGAACUUUAUCCAGAUGGAACCUGUGCUCAGCCAACACUUCAGCCUCCUUGACCUCAGUACUGUGGGCCUGUUUGGAGCAGACACACAGCAAAGCAAAGUGGCUCCCAGUUGUGCUGCUGCCCGCCCUGUCCUGCCCCUGCGGGGGGAGCAGGGUUCGCGGCCCGAGGUUUUCUUGGAUGUGGUGGAGCGCCUCACAGUCAUCAUCGCAGCCAAUGGCACUCCCAUGAAAACAGACAUCCAGGGGGAGAUUCGGCUCAAGAGCUUCUUGCCCAGCUGCUCAGAGAUGCGGGUCGGCCUCACUGAGGAAUUCUGUGUCGGCAAGAUGGAACUACGAGGCUAUGGUACGGCGGUCCGUGUGGACGAAUGCUCCUUCCACAACUCUGUCAAGCUGGAUGAAUUUGAGCGCAGCCGUAUCCUUCGGGUGAACCCAAGCCAAGGGGAGCUGGCCCUGAUGCAGUACCAGCUGGCUGAUGACAUCCCCACUGCCCUGCCUUUCCACCUCUUCCCCACCAUCAGCCACGACCCCAAUGGCCGGGUGCAAGUUUACUUCAAGCUUCGCUGUGACUUAUCACCCAAGAGCCAUGCGGUGAAUGUCCACAUCCACCUCCCUGUUCCCAAGGCUACUCUGAGCCUCUCCCAGGAGCUGAGCAGCCCAGAACAGACAGCAGUCUUGCAGCCCACCACCAAGUCCAUUGAAUGGGUCGUGCCCCGAGUGCAGGGUGGCUCCCAGCUCUCUGCCCUGUUUAAGCUGGAGGUGCCAGGCCUGAGCCGGGCAGGCCUGCUGGAACUGGGCCCCGUCAACCUCUCUUUUGAGGUGCCUGCCUACACUUGUUCUGGGCUGCAAAUCCGCUUUCUGCGUUUCCUGGGGCCUCAGCCGAGCCUUCCUCACCGCUGGGUGCGGUAUGUGACCCACAGCGAGUCCUACGUCAUCCGUCUCAAUGCAGGCUAGACCCUCUGGGGAAAAUGGUGAGAGCAAGCUUCUUUGAGACACCACUGGUUUUUUCAACAAGCACCUUUAUUUUUUACUAACAAGGAUUAACAGACAGAGCCAGAUCGAGGCACUGUUCAGCACCUAAUAAACAAUGUAACAGAAAA